Molecule: messenger RNA, 1170 nt
Organism: Neomonachus schauinslandi (Hawaiian monk seal)
Lineage: Eukaryota; Metazoa; Chordata; Mammalia; Carnivora; Phocidae
Gene: WNT10B
Product: Wnt family member 10B
Exons: 4
Coding region: 1-1170 (389 amino acids)
Biological process (GO): canonical Wnt signaling pathway; multicellular organism development; cell fate commitment
Cellular component (GO): extracellular region
Molecular function (GO): frizzled binding; cytokine activity
Source: RefSeq, a predicted model, not a curated record
AUGCGGGAGGAGCCCCGGCCGCGGCCUCCGCCCUCGGGCUUCGCAGGUCUCCUGUUCCUGGCGUUGUGCAGUCGGGCCCUCAGCAAUGAGAUUCUGGGCCUGAAGCUGCCCGGCGAGCCGCCGCUGACCGCCAACACCGUAUGCUUGACGCUGUCGGGCCUGAGCAAGCGGCAGCUGGGCCUCUGCCUGCGCAGCCCCGACGUGACGGCAUCCGCGCUUCAGGGCCUGCACAUCGCGGUCCACGAGUGUCAGCACCAGCUGCGCGACCAGCGCUGGAACUGCUCGGCGCUCGAGGGCGGCGGCCGGCUGCCGCACCACAGCGCCAUCCUCAAGCGCGGUUUCCGUGAGAGUGCUUUUUCCUUCUCCAUGCUGGCGGCAGGGGUCAUGCACGCGGUCGCCACGGCCUGCAGCCUGGGCAGGCUAGUGAGCUGCAGCUGCGGCUGGAAGGGCAGCGGUGAGCAGGACCGGCUGAGGGCCAAGCUGCUGCAGCUGCAGGCUCUGUCCCGGGGCAAGAGUUUCCCCCACUCCCUGCCCAGCCCUGGCCCCGGCUCAGGCCCCAGCCCUGGCCCCCAGGACACAUGGGAAUGGGGUGGCUGUAACCAUGACAUGGACUUUGGAGAGAAGUUCUCUCGGGAUUUCUUGGAUUCCAGGGAAGCUCCCCGGGACAUCCAGGCAAGAAUGCGAAUCCACAACAACAGGGUGGGGCGACAGGUGGUAACUGAAAACCUGAAGCGGAAAUGCAAGUGUCACGGCACAUCGGGUAGCUGCCAGUUCAAGACGUGCUGGAGGGCGGCCCCAGACUUCCGGGCAGUGGGGGCAGCGUUGAGGGAGCGGCUGGGCCGGGCCAUCUUCAUCGACACCCACAACCGGAACUCUGGAGCCUUCCAACCCCGCCUGCGUCCCCGUCGCCUCUCGGGAGAGCUGGUUUACUUUGAGAAGUCCCCCGACUUCUGUGAGCGAGACCCUGCGGUGGGCUCCCCCGGCACUCGGGGCCGGGCCUGCAACAAGACCAGCCGUCUGCUGGACGGCUGCGGUAGCUUGUGCUGCGGCCGUGGGCACAACGUGCUCCGGCAGACGCGAGUGGAGCGCUGUCACUGCCGCUUCCACUGGUGCUGCUACGUGCUGUGUGACGAGUGUAAGGUCACCGAGUGGGUCAACGUGUGUAAGUGA